AUGGAGAUGAAAUCUCUCUGUAUCUUUGCCCCCUACGCGCUUAUGAUUCUCUGUGGAUUAGUCAAAUGGUGCGAUUCCCAUCCUGCAACUAUUUCGGAAAUUGAGGUGCCCGAUUUGGCAGCCACAACCAUGGAAGGAGACGUCAAUUCCAGGGAAUUAAAAGCUGGCAUUGCUGACUUCAACAGUGGUCACAAGGCAGAUCCUUCAUUGAACAUACUGAAAAACGUUGAUGCAGAUAAAAAUCAAAAUGCUGCGAAAGCUGGUGAAGACUUCAAAUCAUUGGCCGGCGAUGAUGCAAGAGUUAGCCCACCCGGCAAAGAGGGCCAACCAAACACACCGGCUGAAGGAGAAAAGAAGUCGUUCCUGAAGAAAAUUCGAUCCUUCUUUAGGGACGGGCCCGUCAAAUUCUGGAAAAAAAUCAAGCAAUGGUUCUCAAAGGCAAAUAUCUUCAAACGAGAUGACAAGAAACUCGUCAAAAUCAAGAGUUUUUUCAGAAAAAAUUGGUUCAAGGGUCCUAAACCCAAGAAAUCGGCGGUAGCGAAAUCUGCCAAAGAAAUUCCUAGCCCAAUGCAGCCCCAGGAGGAUAAGGCAGUGAGAAUUGAAAAGAUGGAAGAUAAAAUCCCGUCAAACAACAAAGAAGUAGAAGUGAACAAUCCAGAACCAAUUCCUUUGGCUUCAUCCCUCGACCAAUUGGAGGACAAGGCAGGGGAAAUUGAAAAGAUGAAAGAUAAAAUCCCGUCAAACAUCAAAGAAGUAGAAGUGAACAAUCCAGAACCAUUUCCUUUGGCUUCAUCCCUCGACCAAUUGGAGGACGAGUCAGUGGGAAUUGAAAAGAUGGAAGAUAAAAUCCCGUCAAACAACAAAGAAGUAGAAGUGAACAAUCCAGAACCAAUUCCUUUGGCUUCAUCCCUCAACCAAUUAGAUAAACCGCAAGUGGACAUCAAACCAUCUAAAUUGGUGUUUUUAGAUGAGAAAGCUGAAGAAGUCAUCAUAUCUGUGGAAGAUAUACUAAAAAGACACAAUGUUCAUUUAGAUGAGGAGAGAAAAUCUCUCUUAGAACAAAAAAUAAAAAAUCCUACCAUCAUACAGGAACCGAUCUCUCCCUUGACAACCCCCGCCAAAGAUUACAAGGAAUUCCUGGAGUACACCGAGAGAUCCUUGCGGGAUGUAAAUGAAAGAUAUUCUAUUUAUGUAGAUAUCAUAGAGAAAACUCUCAUAGAAGAAGCCCGACCAAAACUUUCAAAAACCAGGACACCAGUUUCCCAUUUGGAGUCUUCCUCUAACAACUUAGAAAUAUCAGAAGCAGUAGCACCCACGGCAGAAUCUCGAUUGGUGUUAACAAACACAGAAGUCAACUUACUGGAGACAGCUGAGAGGAUACUGGACAAUGCAGUGACCAGAAACUUGGCCUCUAUAAAUUCUUUGCAGAAAGUUAUUCUGGAAGUAAAUAGGGACCCUUCAAGCUUUGGUGAAAAGACACUGGCUGAAUUAUUUUUGAUAAAAGAAACAGUUGAUAAAGCCUUUGCAAGUCACAAUAAAAUUUAG
This is a messenger RNA of Melampsora larici-populina 98AG31, 1545 nucleotides long. RefSeq lists its product as uncharacterized. The transcript has a single exon. Lineage: Eukaryota; Fungi; Basidiomycota; Pucciniomycetes; Pucciniales; Melampsoraceae. Bases 1 to 1545 code for a protein of 514 amino acids. The record is from RefSeq and is a predicted model, not a curated record.